Diplodia corticola is the source of this 2052-nucleotide messenger RNA. RefSeq names its product caib baif family enzyme. The record is from RefSeq and is a predicted model, not a curated record. The transcript is spliced from 4 exons. NCBI's taxonomy places the organism in Eukaryota, Fungi, Ascomycota, Dothideomycetes, Botryosphaeriales, Botryosphaeriaceae. The coding region runs from base 1 to 2052 and encodes 683 amino acids.
AUGGCGGUCACCGAUGUCCGCGACGAGGGGGGCCCGACGCCCCUCUGCCACAUCGUGACUCCGGUCGGCAUGCUGGGCUGCGGCUUCGACGAGACGCAGACAGCAGACGCUCUGGCGUCGUUCGUCGCCACCGACAUCCCGGCGGCCAUCAUCCUCGACUCGGGCUCCACCGACAGCGGGCCGUCGAAGCUGGCUCUGGGGGUCAUGUCCUGCCCGCGGUCGGCGUACGUGCAAGACCUCGCGAAGCUGCUGUCCCUGGUCCACACCUUCCACGUGCCGCUCAUCUUCUCCUCGGCGGGCGGGUCCGGCAGCGACUCGCACGUGCGCGAGAUGCUCGCCGUCAUCAAGGAAAUCACCGAGCAAAAGGGAAACGAACACUACCGCUUCAAAACCAUCGCCCUCUUCUCCGAAAUCCCCCGCGCCCUCGUCCACUCCCGCCUCGCCGCCAACGCCAUCACCGGCUGCGGGCCCUGCGUCCCCCCACUCACACCCUCCGACAUCGACGCCACCCCCACCAUCGUCGCCCAAAUGGGCCCCGAACCCUUCCUCGACGCCAUGGCCGCCCACCCCGACUUCGACAUCAUCGUCGCCGGCCGCGCCCACGACCCCGCCCCCCACAUCGCCUGGGCCUCCUUCAUCCACGCCUCGCACCAGCAGGGCGCGGGAGGAGCCAACGCCAACGCCAACGCCAACGCCAACCCCAAGCACCCAUCCGUGCCGCGCGACGCCCUCCUCGCCGGCGGCUUCGCCCACAUGGGCCAGGUGCUCGAGUGCGGCGGCCUCUGCGCGACGCCCAAGUCGCGCGGCGCCACCGCGACGGCCUACGCCGACGGCAGCUUCGACAUUGCGCCGCUGGACCCGCGCGCCCGCUGCGUCCCGCUGACCGUAGCCGCGCACUCCAUGUACGAGAAGAGCGCGCCGGACGUCCUGAACGGGCCUGGCGGGUCCGUCGACGUGCGCGGCGCCACGUACCGCGCGCUGCGGGAUGGACGCAGUGUGCGUGUGCGUGGCAGCGAGUUCAGGUGGGGGAGCGGGUCCGAGGAGGCGGCGCCGUAUCGCGUGAAGCUGGAGGGGGCGACGACGGUGGGGUGGCGGUCGGCGUUUAUGGGACGUGUGAGAGAUCCUAUUCUCGUCGCGCAGCUAGACGAUUUGUUCGAGCGCGUUAAGGCGUAUGUUGCUGGGCAGCACCGCGAUAAGGAUGGCGAGUGGGAGCUGGGGUUCCAUGUGUACGGCAGGGAGGAUCGCGAAUCCGGAGCUUUCAUCGUCGGCGAGGCUCUUGCCUCGUCGCAGCAGCUUGCCACCAGUGUGGCCUGCACCGCCCGGAUCGCCACCAAUCACGCGCCGUAUCCGGGCCAGAAAGCAACCUCGGGCAACCUUGGGUUCGGUAUUGGCGGACAGAAUGAAAUUGAGUUGGGAGCCUGCCCGCAGUUCUCGAUCUACCAUCUCAUGGACCUUCAACCUGGGGAGGAGCGCCUUUGGCCAGGUGCCUCAAAGGAUGGCUGCGAAGCUGCUGCUGUCCCUAUAUUUACGCACAGUGUGUCCAUACUGGGCGGAGGAGAGGUCCGACAGCAUCUACGGCUGGACAUGCCAGUUCGUCCGGCCCAGGUUACUACAACACAGAACGUAACACGGACGGAGGAGGAGCACACGGACGACAAGGCUUUCCGUGCCGAGGGACUAGCCUCGUGCACGAAGCUGGGGCAGUUGGCGAGCGUCCUGAGAUCCAAAAAUGCCGGCCCGUACGAGAUCACCUUCGACGUCAUGUUCAGCUCUGAGUCGGUAUACCGCCUGGUUCGCCAAUCGGGUUUGCUGAGCCCUAAGACGGCUUCCGAGGCGCUGGGAUUUCCUCAGGAAGACAUCGUCUGGUGUGGAUUCUUUGAUCCAGCUCGCGCCUUCAAGGUAACUGUGCCGCGGGUGAGAGAUGGGAAAAAGUCGGCAGCCGGUGGUUUUAUGGAGAAUGAUGUCCAUGGCUCACAGCACCAUCUGGGUCUCAUUGACAUGGAACUGCCCGAAACACUUCGAGAGGGGCUGGCGAAACUGGAGGAGCUAUGA